Esox lucius (northern pike) is the source of this 642-nucleotide messenger RNA. RefSeq lists its product as uncharacterized. The transcript has 5 exons. Lineage: Eukaryota; Metazoa; Chordata; Actinopteri; Esociformes; Esocidae. Bases 151 to 642 code for a protein of 163 amino acids. The record is from RefSeq and is a predicted model, not a curated record.
UGUGGGAGAGUCGAGGAUAAAAUAGGAGAAGACAAUCCUGGAUAUUAGCAUUGUUCUGGGUUAUUGAAGAUGGACAAAUGCCAUCCAAGAGUGGCGAGAGGAAAAAGGACAAUUCCCCCUUAAUAACACACACACACACAACAUCAAAGCAUGAGUAGAAUGCAACGCUGUGAAACCCCAACCAACAUGAAGUUGACCCUUCACUUCCUCACUUUCUAUUGGCUGAUCUUCACUUUCACCCCAGGUAUGUGUUAUUUCCUGGGUGACAGUAAAGCGGUGUUGAGUGGUUGUGCUGAGCACUGGAUGCUGCAGGAUGGCGUUGUCCUGCCUUUCCUCUACAAGAUGACCGCUUGUGUUCAUGUUAGAGUGGUCGUCCCUGGUGAUUGGAUAGCCUUCCAGUAUAGCUCUGUUUUUGCCCCAAAACCUGAGCUGGGAUUGGAGGGCGACAAGGAUGCUGUCUACGCUUGGCUACUGGGAGUCCGACACCGUUUCCCGCUAUCACUCACGCCCACAUACUGGCACCAGCUGUGUCUCCAUAGAGAAGUGUUGCACAACUCGUUCAGUCUGGAGAUUGAUGGGGACAUAGUUGCUGAGAGAACAGUUAUUGCCAAGGUGAUUACCACCACUGGAUUGCUGAGUUAA